This is a messenger RNA of Nasonia vitripennis (jewel wasp), 790 nucleotides long. RefSeq lists its product as uncharacterized. The transcript is spliced from 2 exons. The coding region runs from base 416 to 790 and encodes 124 amino acids. The record is from RefSeq and is a predicted model, not a curated record. Lineage: Eukaryota; Metazoa; Arthropoda; Insecta; Hymenoptera; Pteromalidae.
AUAAGUCCGCAUGAUGAUAAAAGAUACUUAUUACCUCAUAGCACAGACACUUUGUUUUUGAGGAACUAUUGAGGAACAGAUGGCGCUGGCUGUAAUUCAAAUGGAGGGGGAUGAAAAAAUGGCUGAUACAAGAGAAGAAAGAGUGGGGAGAUGGAAGUGGAGAAGGGGUAUGAAGCGACCAAUACUGAAGAAGAAAGCGAGAGAGCAAUGGAGAGAGGGAACGAAGUGACCAAUGAAAACAGUGCAGCACGAGUGGGGGUGACACUUUAUAGCGAUACAGGUGAACAAAUCAUUAUCGAAUACGAUGUUUGUGAGGAGCUAAUGCACGAAUGGAAUCCAUCGAUGGAGGGGGCAUCUUCCGAUAGAAGGGAUAUUCUACAAGAGGCGAUGGAAGGGGCAGACAUCAUGGUGGGGAAUGGGCUAUAUCAACCGACGCAGCACGGUGAAGAGCACAUUCGAGCAGUCGAGCUUGAAAAUUACCUGCCUUUGGAGAAGAAACCAAGACUCACUUAACAUUUCCAAAAUGGAUCUAUCUGCACUUAACAAAAUUGCUGAGCGCGAGUUCUUGCCCAAGAAGAAAGCCACGGACUUAGAAAAAGAUCAUGCAUACAUGGUGACUGCGCUCAAGGAAGUAAAGACGAGAUUCGGCACGAAGAUCGUGGCCGAGAUCGAUGACAGCUUUCAAAUAUUUCUUCCAGAAAAGAUCUCAUCAGCAAUCUUGAAAGAUCAAGAACUUUUCAAUAAUCUCUCUAACACAGCAAAUAAACUUAGUUUAUUUAUAACAUAUUAG